This is a messenger RNA of Lytechinus pictus (painted urchin), 7957 nucleotides long. RefSeq names its product probable ATP-dependent RNA helicase DDX4. Lineage: Eukaryota; Metazoa; Echinodermata; Echinoidea; Temnopleuroida; Toxopneustidae. Gene Ontology annotation, molecular function: RNA binding; ATP binding; RNA helicase activity. The transcript has 18 exons. Gene Ontology annotation, biological process: gamete generation; cell differentiation. The coding region runs from base 436 to 2823 and encodes 795 amino acids. Gene Ontology annotation, cellular component: P granule; nucleus. The record is from RefSeq and is a predicted model, not a curated record.
ACACGCAAACAGGGUAUUGGUCACUCAAUUUUUCCUCUUUAAAAAAACGGCUCAUCAUCUGUUCAUCACUUCCAAAAUAAAUGUGGUGGUGCAAAGGGAGGGGUUUAGCAUCAAGUGGUAGGCCUAUGUAGCGGCCUGGCUGAGGCUGAGGCUGAGGAGGGCCCCAUGCGUUAGAUCAUUGGUACCGAGUACAAUAUUACAGAGUCCUUGUUGGGCGAACCGCUAGCGCAAACUGUGGCGCAAGCGCAUAUAGAGAACCACAUGUUAGCUAGCUGCGCAAUAUUCAUCUCACUUUGACAUUUUGACCAAGGUCUGACUGAACUUAUCUUGAAUAAUUGCACAUGCGAUGAUUAAAAUCUUAGAUAUUUGAGAGGGAAUCAUUUUGUGAGGCUUUACCCGAGUUUUAUUUAACUUGAAAUAGUUUAUAACAACAAGAUGUCAGAAGACUGGAAUGCCCCUUCGUCGUCGGGUGGUACCAGCUUUGAAAAGAAAAGUUAUGGUGGAUCAAGUUCAGGUUUUGGAGCCAAAGCAAAUGGAUUUGGCAUUGGUGUGGGUCGAGGCCGAGGAAGGGGUCGCGGAUUCCAAUCCUUCGGAGAGCAAGGUGGUGUUGGUGGUCUAACCAACGGUACGACUAACGGUACCAGUAAUGGAGGAGAUAGUGGUUGGAACGAUGCCCCUUCUAAUGAUACCAGUAGCAGUCCUUGGGAUGAAAGCAGUAGUAGUGGAGCCGGCAAGCGCAGCUUUGAGAGCAAGAGUAGCUUUGGUGGUGGUGGAGGAGGAGGACGAGGUGGUCGAGAUAGAGGUGGACGUAGUUUUGGAGAUUCUGAAAAUGGAGGAGGACGUAGUUUCGGCAGACGUGAGGGAGGUGGUGGUGGUGGUAGCAGUGGUGGUGACAGAGCUUGUUAUAAUUGCGGAGAAACAGGUCACAUGUCAAGAGAAUGUCCUACAAAAGAAUCAGGUGGAGGCGGUGGUGACAGAGCUUGUUAUAGUUGCGGUGAAACGGGUCACAUGUCGAGAGAUUGUCCUACAAAAUCAUCAGGUGGAGGUGGUGGUGACAGAGCUUGUUAUAAUUGCGGUGAAACUGGUCACAUGUCAAGAGAAUGUCCUACAAAAGCAUCAGGUGGAGGUGGUGGUGACAGAGCUUGUUAUAAUUGCGGAGAAACAGGUCACAUGUCAAGAGAAUGUCCUACAAAAGAAUCAGGUGGUGGAGGUGGCGGUGGCGGUGGUGGGAAUUGCUUUAGAUGUGGAGAAUCAGGCCACUUCGCCAAGGAGUGCCCCAAUCCAGAUACAAGAACUGAAGGUGAAGGUGGAGAAGCCAAGCCACCUGCGUCCACCUAUGUCCCUCCUCCCCCUUCCGAAGAAGAAGAACAGAUAUACAUGAGCACACAGCAGGGUAUCAACUUCAACAGGUAUGAUGAUAUCCCGGUAGAAGUCAGCGGUCGGGACGGGCCCAAAAAUAUACGAUCAUUCGAGGAGGCGGGGCUAGACGAGACGGUGUUGGAAAACGUACGCAAGGCCCGUUAUGCCAAGCCAACACCUGUACAGAAGUACGCUAUACCCAUCAUCGGCGCUGGUCUUGAUCUCAUGGCAUGCGCCCAAACGGGUUCCGGGAAGACGGCGGCCUUCCUCCUCCCUAUCAUCACCAACAUGAUCACUCAAUUGGGCUGCGUCAGUUGCUUCAGCGUGGUUCAAGAACCCCUCGCACUCAUCGUGUCGCCUACCCGCGAGCUUGCCAGCCAGAUCCAGAGCGAGGCACGCAAGUUCUGCCGCAACACUAGCCUGCGACCCGUGGUGAUUUACGGCGGCACCAGCGUUGCGCAUCAGACCAGGGAAGUUCAGAAUGGAUGUUCAAUCCUCGUCGCAACACCUGGACGUAUGCAUGAUUUCAUUGGCAGAGGACAUAUUGGCCUAGGUAAACUGAAGUAUCUGAUCCUUGACGAGGCAGACCGCAUGGUGGACAUGGGCUUUGGUCCCGAGAUCCAGAAGCUCAUUGACCACCCGCACAUGCCUCCCAAGGGUGAGCGUCAAACCCUGAUGUUCAGUGCCACCUUCCCCCCUGAGAUCCAGGAGAAGGCUGGGAUGUACCUCAACGACUAUCUCUUCUUGACUGUCGGCAGGGUGGGAGGAGCUGCCUCUGACAUCGAGCAGAGGGUACUCUCCGUCAAGCAGUUUGAGAAGCGGGAGAAGCUGAUGGAGAUCCUCAGGGAUCAGAACGAGGAUGAUCGUACCUUGGUGUUUGUUGAGAUGAAGAGGAAUGCUGAUUUCUUGGCUACUCUUCUAAGUCAGUCUGACUUCCAUGCUACAAGUAUACAUGGUGACCGUCAACAGCAGGAGCGUGAAGAAGCUUUGCGAGAAUUCAAGAUCGGCCGUGCACCAAUCCUCGUUGCUACAUCAGUUGCUGCCAGAGGUCUCGACAUCCCAAAGGUCAAGCAUGUUGUCAACUAUGACCUGCCUAAGGAGAUUGACGAGUAUGUGCAUCGUAUUGGGCGUACCGGUCGUGUUGGAAACACUGGAAGAUCGACUAGCUUCUAUGAUGCUGAGAAGGAUUCUAACAUUGCCAGGGCUCUUAUCAAGAUCUUGGCUGAUGCUUCUCAAGAUGUACCCGAGUUCCUAGAGGAGGCAGCUGAAUCAGCUCUCGGAACAUACUAUGGUAAUGCUGGUGGAAGCUUCGGAGGCCGUGACACCAGAAAGUUUGGUGGACGUGGUGGAGGAGGAGGAGGAGGAGGCAGGGGCGGCAGUAGUUUUGGUGGUAACUCCGGUGGAGAUGAGUGGGGAUCUGGAGGAGGAGGAGACGGAGGAACUGUGGAUGAAUCAUGGGAUUAGGUUGCCAUGGUGAUCAGAGGAUUAUCUGCCAAGUUUGGUAAAUGCGAUGAUCAGGAGGAGACAUUCAAAUGAGAUUCUUUCCCAAAGAGGACAUUUAUUCAGAAACAUUUGUGUUAAGCAGUGAUGUGAAAGAGAACAAUUCAUUUGGACAUGUUCGAUCCUGAAAGGGCAGCCACCAGCCAAAAUCAGAAAAUGUAAAGCAAGGAGGAUUAGAGCUCUUUUGUUUGGAAUAUUGCUUAAGAAUAUUCCCCCAGACUUGUUCAUGAAAAAGGAUGUAAGCAAAUCUUUCUACAAGUACAAAACUUGUAUCAUGUGUUUGUGCCUCUGCACUGUUUAUUAGUGUUUCAUCGUUGACAGUUUUGUCCAUUUUUUUUUAAAUUUGUAUGACGGCCCAUAUGUUGGUGAGUGAUGGAGGGAAAACACCAUGGCAUGGACGUAUUGCAUUUAUUUGAUUUUUUUUUAAGUUGAUUUUUUACAGUAGUAGAGAUGAUUUAUCUAAUAAGGAUAACAAUUAGAAUGUGUUGAAACCAGUUGUUGGAAUAAGGAGGCAUGUACAGAAUAAGGCUUUUGAAAGCAGUUACAGCUAGAAUAUGAAAUUCAUGAAGUUUUCGUAGUCUUUACUACUGAUCUAUGGAAUACAGCUCAUAUAGUGUAUUAUUACCAUCGUUGACAGUCAUUGAAAUUGGCAAUAGUAUUUGCUACAUGUAGUAAAUUCAAUAGCAAGAAGCUAGAUAUACAGAUGAUAUUAAGAAAUAUACACAAGGAGAAAGAGGUUGACCCUGUCGUAGACUAUGCAUGCUGACAUCAAUCAUUGGAUAUCAACGCAUAUGCGAUAUAUCUUGUAAGAAGUGCAUUAUGUUUCAUCAUAAGUAUAACCUUGAUAUUUGUAUUCUUUAUAAGUACCAAAUUGCCAUUAGUUUCAUCACUUUCAUAUAAGUAUUAACACUACAGUUUAUUAACAUUUUCAUUAGAUUAGUAUAGAACAGUCAGAUGAUCAUUGAUUAUAACCUUUCAUAUUGUUUAAUUCUUAUGUUUAUAAAUCAUGUUACAUUAUUUUUAUAUGACACUAGGGUAGAUUCUUGUUAUGUUUUUAUGUUACCCAUAUUGUUUGUCCUCUAAAUGUACCAUUUAGAGUCACGACAAAAGUACAAUGAGAAACGGGAAGUGACCGUUAAAAUGCGUCAGAGGAUUAGACUGGUCAGUGCACUUAGGUUGCUGACUGAUCAACAAAAGACCAAAGAAAAAAAAGAUAGAUUGACUAGAAGCAAAGGGAAUGAAGCCCAAACCACCACCACGGUUGUAUUAAAAUGAAAUCCGUCCAAACCUAGGAAGUAUGCGUGUUUUGGAAAAUAACCAGGGGAUUCCCCAAAUGAGUACAUCAUUUGUGAUUGGGCAGUUCUUUUGUAACCCUUGUUGAUUAGUAGAGUGGUUAUGGAAGAACUGGAGGAAACUUGUUGGUAAGGCCAUAGGCCAUUCUGUUUUCUCUAAAUGUUUAUGACUAGAGAUUGCAAUACCAGUGAGUUUUCAAACUUGAUGUAGGUACUUGGGCAGUAGAAAUUGAGUGCAUAGUGUGUUACAAGUCCAUAGUGACGUCAAUUUCUGACUCCUUGCUCCUACCGUUUUCAUUUUGAAAACUUUUUCGUCAGUUCUCCAAGCCCAAUUUGAGAGGCAGAAAGGUAUUGUUGAGAUUACUGCCUUUCUGCUUCUCAAAAGAUGCCUUCAAAUGAGGAACACAUCAAAUACUUUCUUAGGUUACCUUGAAUCCAGUCUUUCCACAGAGACUCAGUGGAGCAACUGGAAAUGCCAAUGCCUUGUCUUCCUUAGUGCGACUUCCUCUGGAAUCGUCAAUGUGUUUGUUCGUCAAAGUACCUCCUCUACAUUGCCAAUUGUUUUUCUCUUAAGUGCCAUAUGUGGAUUGGCCAUUAAGCAGCUGCAGCUAUGUCCUCUUCACAUUGGAUAUUGUCUCCGUAAUGUGUGAAGCAGUGUAUCAGGUUCUCUGGGUAUAUACAUGAUCUUGGUUGAUUUCCACCAAAAAAAAAAUCAUGCUUUGCUUGGACAGUAUUGUAGUUAGUCCUGGAAAUGACAUAAUCCUUUGAAGUGAAUCAUAUGACUUGUGUUGAGCGGUGAUAUCAUGGGUAAUUAGAUUUGUAAUGGUGACUGUCCCAAACAAUAUUUGCCUGUGACUUAAAUUUUUCUGUACUCCUACAAUGUUCUAGAUUAGUAGAUUCUCAAAUGGAGGUGUUCUGACACUUUCUUAGGUUAGGGGCUCCAUACCAUUCCUUUCAGGAUAAGAGUUUAUGGGGAUGUUCUUGUGGUUUAUGCAACUCAGCCAUUCCUUCUUCGAUAUCUCAGGGAAAUAUGAAGUAGUGGUAACUUUAACUUUUCAUAAUCAACCAAUGUAUUCAUUAUGCAUAGAUGUUCGCAUUGGCAGUCUCAACCAUUCAUUGAAUAAAGGCUUUCAAUUUCCUCAUCUUUAGAACUGUCUGUGUCCAUGAUGCAGACUUCGUAUUAACCUGUCCUUGCGCUUUAUACAUUAUUUUUGUUUUGUUGUACUUCCAUAAUACCCUUCACAGGUUUGUGGAUCUUGUAUGUUUGCUGGUGUUGGCCAGAAGAGAAACGUACACCUCAUCCUUGUGGAUUUCUCAGCAAUGGAUGUUAGAUUCGUACGUACCAUCUUCCUGGCCAUUUUCACUUGAUCUUUUCAUUGUGCAUCAUUAGAGUCUUGGAAUUAUAACAUAGUUUGAAUCUGGAUUGUGUUACUUCCUCUAGAUUGCUGGAGUUUCAGUGUGGCAUCAUGGACUGUAAUGUAACAGGAUUUCAGGUGUUCUGCAAAGAGGAAAGUGAUCAAGUCUCUUGCUUCUGGGAAUAAGUUGCUAUGUGGAAGCAGAAUUUCUGAGAUACUUACACAAUGAAAAGAAGUCUUAAGUGUGCUAUUGUAUUGUAACAGUACUUGCCUUUAUGGUUAUAAGGCUGAAUAUAGUCAUAACAUUUUUGUUCCUAAGUGCCAAAUAAUUAGUAGAUAAAUACUUUGAAAAAGAGGGGUUAAUUAAGCUAAGGCUUUCCUGGUAAGAAUCAGCUCCUUGCUUUCUUUUGGGGAAGAACGAGGGUGUAUAUUUUCAUGGGUUAAAUGGUUUUACCUUGACAGCAUUUGCAGUUAAGGUUUCACCAAUGAGGGACAUGUAAUCCCAGUUCAUUGGAAUUAGUGGAGGAAUUAGUGGAGUUCUUCAAUGUUAUCCUUGAGUUCCAAUUAUUUUAUUUCAACAAUAUCCAACCAGUUAGUCCAUUGAUAUGUGGCAUUCGAAAGAACAAAAAAUUUGUGUAGGUGUACACAAGAAGUGAUGGAACAUCAUAAGAUGUUUCCUUGAAAUCGUUUGGUGGAUGACAUGAAUCUUACGAAAGGCGCAUGUUAUCCUGCAGAUCAAAUUCCACUUUAAUCUUUGGAACUCUUGGCCAGUCACACUGUGACAGAGGUGUCAGUCUUCAGACUUUGAUAUCAUUGAAACCUUGCUACUUUUCAUGCCCAUUUGAGUCAAACUGAUGGGCACGCCUGCUGCAAGCAAUCGAAGAAAGAAAACUAAAUCGUUAUUUGGUUUCUGUGGUGUAUCAUGCACCUGCAUUGAAAAUACUUUGGUGUCUUGUAGCUUGUAGUAGAGGUUAUCUUGUUGUUAUGGCGAAAUCUGUUCGAACACCUGAGGAUGGAAUUGUAUUUUGAAUCAACACCUUCUGCGAGAGCAUAGGUCCUUUUAUAUCUCUGGGGUUUUAAGUUAAUAGAGAUAACAUUGGUUGUUGGCUCUCUUUGUGAAGACGGUUAGUUCUUGUUGGUAUCAUCCAGAAGAUACCUUUACAUUUCGGGAGGAUGAACAAGAGGUCGAGUUGAAGGAACGCUGUUAUUGAUGAAAGAAACUGCAUGGUACCACUUGUUUAAGUCUAGAGGAUUCAGAGACUUGGUUUUAGAAGAUCCUGGACCUGACAUGUGAAGUCGGGUCUGGGAAGAGAAACUGUCAACUAGAAAAAGGCAGCAGCCCAAGUGUAGGGGUCUUGGUCAUCAGAGAUGAAUUGGAAAUUAACAUUAUUUGCUAGAUUUUGGCCAUGGAGGAUCCUGGACCUGACAUGUGAAGUCGGGUCUGUGAAAAGGCAGCAGUCCAAGUCUAGGAUGAAUUUGAAAGGAAUAUCCGUGGACAAUCCUGGACCUGACAUGGUGAAGUCGGGUCUGGAAGAAGGAAGCAUCAUCAUAAAAAGGCAGCAUGUAUAGGACGGUCUGAAGAAACCCCCUCGUCUCAUUCUUGCCCAUGGGCCUACCACAGUAUGGAGGGGCAGGGGGUCAGGAGUGGUGGAAAUUCUUCCGGUAAUUUCAAUUUGGAAGAAUUUACAGAAAAUGGGCUAGAAGUAGUGGAAACCUGUGCUAAUUAAAAGAUUAGCUUACCCUCGUGUGGAGGAAACAUCCAUACUGGACGCAAUUUCUCCUCGUGAAUGAACAAAUUGAAACGCGAGGGUCUGUAUAAUGAAAAAGUAUCUGCCGAAGUUAUUCAUUUAGCAGUUUGUGUUAUGCAAAGAACGUGAAAAGUACUGUGUGUUAGUCGGAAACAUGGAUUAGUAAAAUGGUCUUAUGGUAAAGGGAAUUGACAUUAUUACCAGUUUAUCGAUCCUUGGCAGGUAGAAGAUGGUAGGGAAUCUAAAGCAGCUGAACAAUUGCCUACGGUACUUUACCGAAAGUGUGAGCAGGGUCUUCAUGCUGGAAUCCUGCCAGUGCCUUUUAUAGCCGGAUGGAAAGGCACCAAGCUUCUUUCACAGUGACUUUGGUCGAUGAUGAAUGAGAGCAUUGAUGAGUAAGGAUUCCCUGUAAAAGAUUUUGGUAGAGUGCCUAGGUACAUGUAGGUCAUAAGCAGAUCAGAGUUGAUUGUCAAAUCAAAUGAUUUAAUGAGAUAGACGCAUAUUCUUUACUUUAGUGGAUAUUAGUUACUCUUGUAUCAUUCCAGUUUAUCCUAAAGAGUAAUUUGCCUCUAAAAGUUUUGUCAGAAAAAAAGAUGUAAUUUGAACCUAUAAGCCUGUAUACUGUGAUUUGGUUCGCAUCGCGUUGAUGAGUUGUCAAAAGUUUUGACAUAAAAUAAAUAGAAAUGCAUUUGCAUUGAAUAAA